Rattus norvegicus (Norway rat) is the source of this 10471-nucleotide messenger RNA. NCBI's taxonomy places the organism in Eukaryota, Metazoa, Chordata, Mammalia, Rodentia, Muridae. The record is from RefSeq and is a predicted model, not a curated record.
UCUUUCUCUGUUUCAUAUAUAUAUGUGAAAUUUAUUUUAAAAAUUGUAGGUAUGUGUGUGAAUAUAUGAUAUUUUGUCUAUGUUAAAUGUCUUCUUUCAAAUUUUUAGAAUUUUCUUCAUAUUCCUCUUCCUUGGAAUUUCUCCUCCAAUUCUAUAUCUUCCAGAACUAUCUCAGAAUAAGUGGAGUUGUGGUGAAGUUAUCCAAAAGCCAAACCACAUGUCUGCUCUGUAGACUCGUCUCCUCUGGAAGUGUCUCCCAUUUUCUUAAAAGGGUGGGUGACUGGUGCUCUACACUUGGCACGACAUGAUUUCAGGGGCACCAAACAAAGCCCAGCCAUCUCCUAAAAGCUUCUGUUAAAGCCCUGGAGAAGAUGAAGGUUUAUCUUUUCAUCUUCUGGACACUUCUAAAUUCCCUAUUCCUAACUGCCUGUAUUCAUAGCUUAGUGCAAUUCUUUUCAUGUAGCUGUCAGUCUACCCCUUCAUUCAGACACAAGUGAGAAUUCAGGGCCGUCUUCAAUUGUGUCUAAUAUUCAGAAAAAGUAAAUCAGCAAUGUUUACUAACAUAAACAAUUAUGUACCUUAAUGCACAAAAGUCCAAUAACCAUCACAUAACUAGGUUCUCUCUGCAAAGCUGCCACUAACUGUAACUUUAGUGAACAAAAAUCUAGGGUGAGGAUCACUGGAUAGAUAGAUGAUCUGCUUUGGGACCCAGGCAAGUCACAUCUCUUCUCUAAGCCUGUUUCAGGUCUACAGUAAUGACCAAGUUCCUUCCCUCCUCUAACAUUCUCUAGUUGUGAUUGCAGUAAGGAAUGAGAAAACGAAGGGGUCUACAACAUAGUAGAAAAGGCAGAGAAUCUGAAGUCUACGUCAAUGGACAGUGCUUUUUCAGUAGGAUGUAUGAGUAGCGAUGACUUCCUAGGAAGUACACUGAUGGGACCAUUUCUGCAGCUGAAGCUGGGACGUAGGUCAAGCAGGACCAAUGGUCAGGUCCCCCCCCCCCAUGACGUUCAGGUUGUCUGUUUACUCUUAGUGGUUGACAUUUUCCUAAUGAAGUGAGCUGGUUGCCUCAGAUGAACUGUUUCUACCCACCUGGAUCCUUGUCCUGUGUGCAUGAGGGCUUAUCUAGUUGCAGCCUGAGGGCACCUUGCCCUUGGUAAUUCACUGUUCAUGCCAGCUGGUGGACAGUGAGAGUUCAUAUCUUUGUGUUCUGAUUUUGAGCUCUUGUAAGUUCCUGAGCUUUUGUUCCUGGAGCUUGCAUGUCUUCCAUUUAAUUAGAUUCCUACUCUGGAAAAUACUGAUUUUUAAAAUUAGCUUGCCAACAUCAAAUCCAAUUGGCCACUUUGUUUGCCUAGUCACAGUAAUUGCCUUUUUGCCUUUGCAUUACUUCUGCCCUAGCAUCACACUCCCAUAUCUGUAGAGUGUAAACUUCAAGGUUAGGGUUCAGAGCAAGGAGGGAGCUGAGGGAUAGGAUAUCGGUGGGAAUUAGAAGGCAGCUCCUUUCUCAGCCCCUGUCAGAUAUAAAUACCAGGACAGAUGAAGAGAAUGCAUGUUUAUGUGGAUAUUAUAAAUAGAGGCUUCCUUUCUGGUAUCACAGCACUAGAUUAAACUCUAGCCACAUUCUAGCUCCAAGGGGGGAAGAAAGAGCAUUUCCACAUGCAGAAGCAUCAAUAGGGGUGUCUGGCUCUGCCAUGAAGAUUGUUCAGCACACACAUUUUCUGAGAAGACUGCAUCCAAACCCAAACUGCCUCCAGCCUGCUUUUGGGAAGAGCAUGUGCCCAGGUCACUGGGAUACUGUUCUAAGCACACCAAAAUGACAACUAGCUUUUCCCAACUGGCUCUCUGUGAAUAAGGCUUGAGCCGCAUAUGUGUGUAAGCUCAUGUUACAUGUAGAUUCCUACCUCAUAAUUGUGGAUAGCUAUAUUUAGAAACCUGACACCAACAUCUACAGGCACUUUGUGAAGUACUUGAAUCUCUAAGUAAAACAAGAUAGACUUCUGAUGAAUAAGCAUGCUGAUUUAAAUUCAAGAGAAACACCGAUCUUGUUGGUUGAUAUAGACAUUUUAAAGCUUAUUACAUCUUAUAGACAUACUUCAUACUUACAUCAUGCCCAACUUGUAUCUCUUCAGAGAUUCAUAUAAUAUAAAAACAGUUCCUUGUCUGUCCUGUAAGGUUUCAGUGAGAAGAAAACAAAUAGCAUAUUUAUAUAGGAAACAAAGAUAAUAUAGUGUGCCACAGUAACAAGACUGAUAAGAAUUGAAAUCUAGAGCCUCCAUAAGUGCCAUAUGAAGGGGAUGCCCCAGAAAAGGGAGUGAAAAGUAUGCUCUAGUGUGGUACUUUUAUUUAGUAAGUUCCUUAAAACACCUACAUUAGAAUCAUCUAUUGCACCUUUUAAGACAGGAUAUUCACAGACAUCAUCUAAGCUCAGAAUUGUUGGACUUCAACUUUUAGGUCCUUCUUGACUGAUUAUUACAUCAAAAAUUGAAAAACAGUUAUAAGAGCAAUAUAUUUGAGGCAAGGUGCUGUGGCAGAAGGGUCUCUGAAUGGAGGUCCAAGGUGCCAUUGCAUGAAGUUGUGAAAGUGAAGCUAGCUUUGGGUUGGAGAUUCCAAGGUUUCGAGGAUGCCAGAUCAAUGAGGUAUCUGCAAGGAGAACUGCAAACUAGGAGUAGAAUCAGCCCAAAACAGAGAAGUAUGUUUCAGUCAACAAAAAUGGAAGAAAUGGUAGAUCCGAAGAGUUAUCUAAUCCCUUUGACAUCAGACACAGAGCUACAGUAUUUGGAGUUUGUCCUCCUGGGUUUCAGUCUUGCUUUGGUUUAGUAUUUCCUCACUAUGCCCCCUUUCCUCCCCUUUGGAAUGGUAAUGUAUAUUUGGUGCCAUUGUAUGUUAUAAGUCUCUCUCUGCCUCCUGUUUGUGGAUCAGAUAUGAAUUUUCACCUACUGCUCUCACCACUAUGCUUGCUGGUUCACUGCCAUGCUCUCCACCAUGAUGGUGUGGACUCAGCCUCUGAAACUCCAAGCAAAGCCCAACUAAAUGUUGUUGGUUUUUUUCCCCAUAAGAUGCCUUGGUCUUGGCAUCUCUUCACAGCAAUAGUACAGUAAUUAAGACAAAUAGUUUAAAUUGAAGUUUAGCUUUUAAUGACCGCAACAUACAAAAUGACUCACUAAAUGAGUCAUUUUUUCUUGAAAGAAAGAUGGCUCAAUGGUUAAGAGUACAUACUGUUCUUGCAGAAAACCUUAGUUCUGUUUGCACCACUCACAUCAGAUACUCACAACUGUCUAUUAUUCCAGCUCCAGGGGAUCCAAGAGCCACCCUUUAUCCUGUAAGGGCAUCUGCACCAGAUAUAUAUGCUACCCCCAAAACAUACCUACAAACAGACACACAUAGCCAAAAUUACUAGCCACAGAGCUACAUAGCCACAUAGCCAUAGACACACAUAAUUAGAAGUAAGGCUAAGAACUCAGCUUAGUUCUUUUGUACCAGCCCUCCCAGCCUCCUCUUCUAGCCCAUCUCCAUUCCUGUCUGUCAUCUAUGGGUUUGUCAUAGAAGCACUUCAUAGUCACAACAUUUGUCUGGGAUCCAGAGAAUGCCACAACAACCAAAGAAUAGAACAUCUACCCAACAAAGAUUAGAUAUAGACACCAAGAAACACCUUAAACAUCAUACCUUAUGAUACAAAGAUAGUGCAAACACAAACUUAAAGAGCCAAGACAAUAUGAGUCCACUAUACAUCUUUAACCCUAAUGCAGUAGACCCUGAAAAAUGCAAGAUUUGUGAAACACAAGACAAAGACUUCAAGAUAGCAAUUAAGAAUAUGUUCAAGGGGGGUUGGGGAUUUGGCUCAGUGGUAGAACGCUUGCCUAGCAAGCGCAAGGUCCUGGGUUUGGUCCCCAGCUCCGAAAAAAAAAAAAAAAAAAAAAAAGAAAAAAAAGAAUAUGUUCAAGAACUUUAUAUGAAUAAAUUCUUUAAUGAAGUUUGUGAAAAUACAAAUGGUAAAUGAAAUAUUGAAAGUAAAACAGGAAAAUGGAAUCACUAAAGAAAACCCAAACUUAAAGAAACCUGUAAAUGAGAAUUGUAGGAUAUCAAACAAAACCCUCAGAGAUAAGCCUUACCAAUAGAUUACAAGACAGAGAAGAAAGAAUCCUGAGUGUUGAAGGUAAGUUAAAAAAAUUUAAUAGCUCUGUAAAAAAAAAAAAGGUUAAACCUAAAAAAUAGUCCAGGCACAAAAUGUUCAGGAAAUAUGGGACACUAUGAAAAGAACACCAUGAAUAAUAAGGAUAAAGAAAGAAAAGAAAGCCAAGACAUGGAAAAUAUUUUUUAAAAUACAUAGAAAAUUUCCCUAGUCUAAAUAAGGAGGUGCCUAUAAGGUAAAAGAAGUAUACAGAACACCAAAAUGACAGGACCAGAUAAGAAAGUCCCCACAAUACAUAAUAAUCAAAACACUACAUGUAUAGAACAAAGGAAGGAUAUUAAAAGCUGCAGAGAAAAAAGACCAAGUCACAUAUAAAGGCAGACCCAUUAGAUAACACAUGGAUUCUCAAUGGAGACUGAAAGCCAGAGGCCUUCUACAAAUUCUGAGAGACCAUACAUGUCAGCCCAUACUAUGAUUCCCAGCAAACUAUCAAUUAUAAUCAAUAAAUAAAGAAAAACAUUAAAUACACAUAAUAAAACCAAAUUUAAGCAGUUUUUAUCUACCAGUCCAGCUCACAGAAGGCACUAGAAGGAAACCUUCAGUCUAAAGAGGUAACCACACCCAAGAAGACACAAGGAAUAAAAUAUAAUCUUAGAACAGUAAAUCAAAAACGGGAGGAAAAGUAAAAUGACAGGAAUAAAUAAAAAUUGCUUACUGAAAACUCUCCAUAUCAAUGGUCUUAAUUCCUCCAAUAAAAGGACACUGUGGAGGUUUGAAUAUUCCUGGCCUGUGGGAAUUGCUAGUAUUAGGAGGUGUAGGUGUCCUUGUUAGAGGAAGUAUAUCAUCAUGGAUGUAGGCUUAGAGGGGUCCCAGUGUUCAGUCUUUGCCUCUUGCAGGGGAUAGUCAGAGUAAGAUGCGGAACUCUCAGCUCCUUCUCUAGUACCAUGUCUGCUUAGAUGUUACAUGCUUCCUGCCAUGAUGAUAACGGACUGAACCUGUGAAACCAUAAGCCAGCCCCAUUAAAUGUUGUCCCUUAUAAGAAUUGCCUUCAUCAAGCUGUCUCUUUACAUCAAUGGAAACCCAAACUAAGACAGAUACAAAUUAACAUAUUGGACUGGAAAAAGGGAUCUUUCUGCUGAAUUCAAGAAAUACUUCACCAUCAAGGAUAGACAGCACCUCGUGAUAAAGGAAUGAAUAAAGUAUUCCAAGAAAAUAGGUCCAAGAAGCAAGCAGUUGUAGCCAUUUUAAUAUCUGAUAAAGUAGACUUCAAACCAGAUCCAAUCAGAAAAGAUAGGGAAGGAUACUGCAUACUCAUCACAGGAAAAGUCCACCAAAAGGAUUUUGCAAUUCUAAACAUUUAUGCCCCAAACACAAGGGCAUUCAAGUUCAUAAAAGAAACAUUAUUGUAACUGAAAACACAUAUUGAUCCUCACACAGUGAUAGUGGGUGAUUUCAGUAUCCAACUCUUGCCAAUAGACAUUUCAUUCAGACAAAAACUAAACAGAAACGCUGGAGCUCAGUAACAUCAUAAAUAGCCCUAGCCAACAUUUACAGAAGUUUCCACUGAAGCACAAAAUAUAUAUACUUUUUUUCUUAGCUGCUCCUGGAACAUUCUCCAAAAUUAAACACAUACUUGCACACAAAGCAAGUCUCAACAGAUAUAAGAAAAUUGAAAUAACACUAUCCCAUCUGAUCAUCAUGGAUUAAAACUAGAUAGCAACAACAAAAGAAAGAAAGUAUACAAACUUAUAGAAACUGAACAACUCACUAUUGAGUGAAAAAUGUGUCAAGUAGAAAUCAAGAAGGAUAUUAAAAACUUUAGAAUUGAAUGAAAAUGAAAACACAACAUACUCAAACCUAUGGGACACAAUGAAUGCAGCUCUAUGAAUUCAUAGCACUAAAUUCCUAUACCAAAAAAUUUUUAGAGAGCUGGAUGGUGGUGGUAGUGGUGCCUGCAAGCCUUUAAUCCCAACACUCAGGAGGCAGCGGCAGGCAGACAUCUGAGUUGGAGGCCAGAAUGAAUUCCAGGACAGCCAGGGCUAUACAGAGAAACUCCGUCUCAAAAAAAAAAAUCAAAUGCAUACAUACACACAUACAUACAUAUGUACGUACAUACAUACAUACACACAUACAUAAACACAUAAAAUACAUGAAUAGAUAAAUAAGUUUUGGGUGAUCUCAUAUUAGUAACUUUGUGACACACCUGAAAGAUCUAGAACAAAAAGAAGAAAAAAUAUCUCAAAAGCAUAGACUUCAAGAAAUAAUUAAACUCAGGGCUAAAAUCAAUGAAAUGCAACCAACCAACCAAGCAAUACAAAGAAUCAAUGAAACAAGUAGUUGCUUCUUUGAGAAAAUCAACAGAAUUGAUAGAUCAUUACCCAAAUUCACUAAAAGGCACAGAGAAGAUAUAAAUUAAUAAAAUUAAAGAUGAAAGGGGGGACAUGAUUACAGCCACUGAGGACAUAAAGAGAAUCAUGAGGACAUAGGUUAAAAACCUAUACUUCACCAAACUGGAAAACUUACAUCAGUGACUGUCUUGACAUAUAUAACAUACCAAGAUUAAAUCAAGAUCAAAUAAGUUUAAACAGACCCAUAGCUCCAAAAUGAAAUAGAAGGCAGUAAUUAAAAGUUUCACAAUCAAAAUAAACAAACAAACAACUAAGGCCAGACAUCUUUAUUGCAGCAUUCUCCCAAAGAAUUAAUGCCAAUACGCCUCAAAUUAUUUCACAAAAUAUAAACUGAAGGCACCUUUCCUAAUCUUCUUAUGAGACCAUUAUUAUCCUGAUACCAAAACUAUACAAAGACCCAACAUUAAAAGAAAAUUAUAUGUCAAUAUUGCUUAUGAAUAUGGAUGCAAAAAUUUUCAAUAAAAUACUUUCAAAUUCAAUUCAAGAACACCUAAAAAAAUUGCUCACCAUGAUGAAGCUGGCUUCAUUCCAGAGAUGCAGGAAUAGCUCAACAUUUAUAAAUCAAUAAAAAUGGUUCAUGACAUAAACAGACUGAAAGAUGAAAACCAUAUAAUUAUCUCAUUAGAUUCAGAAAAAAUCUGACAAAAGUCCAACAUCUCUUUAUUAUAAACAAGGGACAUACCUCAAUAAGGACAAUUCAUAGUAAGCCCAUAGCCAACAUCAACUUAAACAGGGAGAAACUUGAAGUAUUUUCACUAUAAGAGCAAGACAAGGAAGGAUAUUCCCUCUCUCCAUACCUACUCAAUGUAGUACUGAGGGCUUAGCUAGAAUAAUAAGACAGCUGAAGGACCUCACGGGGAUACCAAUAGGAAAGGAAGAAGUCAAAGUAUCUUAAUUUGCAGGUGAAACGAUUUUUAUACAUAAAAGAUCCUAAAAACUCCACCAGAAAACAUCUACAUCUGAUAAAGACUUUCAGCAAAGUAGCAAGAUACAAAAUUAACACACAAAAGUCAGUAGCCUUCAAUAUACAGAUGACAGACUGAGAAAGAAAUCAGGGAAACAGUAUCUUUCAAAAUAGUCCCACCAAAACAACAAAAACAAACCUUGGGGACAGCUCUAAUCAAGCAAAUGAAAGUCUUGUAUAAUAAAAUAUUUAAGAUGCUAAAGAAAUUGAAAGAGCAGAAGAUGACAAGAUCUGCCAUCAUCAUGGCUAUACAAUUAAUACAGUGGAAAAAUAGCCAUCCUACCAAAAGCAAUCUAUAAAUUCAACACAAUUCCCAUACAAUUUUCAAUACAAUUCUUUACAGAGAUUGAAGGAAUACAUUUUAUAUUCAUAUAUAAAUACAAAAUGCCAUAAAAGCUAAAAACAGUUCUGAAUAAUAAACGAACAGCUGGAGGUAUCACCAUUCCAGAUCUCAAGUUGUACCAUAGCUUCAAUAAUAAAAACAGAGCUCUCUUCCGGUCUCUUUGGCCUCGCAGGUAGAAGCAAGAUGAUGAAAGGAACAUCAUCCUUUGGAAAGCGUUGCAAUAAGACGCACACGCUGUGCCGCCACUGUGGCUCUAAGGUCUACCACCUUCAGAAGUUGACCUGUAGCAAAUGUGGCUACCCUGCCAAGCAGAAGAGAAAGUAUAACUCGUGUGCCAAGGCUAAGAGAAGAAACACUACCGGGUCUGGUCAGAUGAGGCACCUACAGAUUGUCUACCGAAGAUACAGACAUGGAUUCCGUGAAAGAACAACACCUAAACCCAAGAGGGCAGCUGUUGCAGCAUCCAGUUCAUCUUGAGGAUUUCAAUCAGUCAUAAAAUAAAUGUUCUGGUUUCAAAAAAAAAAACCCAGCAUUGUUACUGAUAUUAAACACACAUGUUCAUCGAUGGACCAGAAUUCAAGACCCAGAUCACAAGUCAACGAGCAAGACUAAUUAAAAAAAAAUAUACACUAAAGAAAAGACAGCAUCUUCAACAAAUGGUUCUGGCUUAUGACUGCAUGUAGAAGAAUGCAAAUAUUUAUCAUCCUGCACAAAACUCAACUCCAAAUGGACCAAAGACCUCAACAUAAGACCAUAUUCCCUGAAUGUGGUAAAAGAGACAGUGGGGAAUAAGGUUAAAUUCAUCAGCAAAGGAAGAUACUUUCUGAACAUGACAUGGAUAGAACAGGUUGGUUGUAAGACCAACAAUUAAUAAAUGGGACCUCAUCAAGCUGAAAGUUUUCUGUAUGACAAAGGACAAGUUCAUUUGCAGCCUAGAGAAUGGAAAAAGAUCUUAUCAUAUGUAGGCAUAAUGUUUUUAUACACUGUGUAAAGAUUACCCUUAUGUUACUCAAACGAUUUCUCUGACCUCAUAGCUUAUUUCAGUCUAGACAUGGUACUGUAGUGCAUUUCCUGUCUCAAGUUUAUGUAAAUAAUUCUUAUCAUUUAUUCUCGACCUUGUCAAUAAAUACUGAUCACCCAGUGGCUGGGCAGAAUAGAGAAUAGGGAGGGACACACACCAACCAAAGGAAGGAAAGGAGGAGAGAGGGAGAUUCAGAUCAGCAAGGAGGAUGGAAGAAUUGGAGCUGUGAAGAAGGGGUCCAAAGAACCAGAUCAAUAAUAACAUGCAAGUAUCAUGGGAUGGGGCUGGGAGGUAGCCAGAUUAGCAUAGAAAUUUCACAUAAAUCAUUUAACUGCUCAGCUAUUGAGGUGCAGUUUUAAAUAAAUCUUAAUGUUUCUGUGUGUGGUUAUUGAGGACUGUCAUAAAGAAAUACAAACAUGGGAUGAAUACACUUUACAUUUAUAUUAAGAAUAAUUCAUUUACAAUCAUAUAUCUGAUAGAGGCUUAUUAUCUAAAAUGUAAAGAAUUUUUUAAAAACCUGAACUAAAAGAAACAAAUAACACAAUAUAAAAAUGGGGUUCAGAACUAAGUAAAGGUUCUCAAAAGGGGAAACACAAAUGACUGAGAAACAUGUAAAGAAAUGCUCAACAUCCUUAGUCACCAGGGAAAUGCAAAUUGAAGCUACUUUGAGAUUUCCUCUUAUACCAAAGUCAGUAAACCAAAUGAUAAUAUAUGCUGAUGGAAACAGGGAAGAGGGAACAAUUAUUCAUUCCUAGUGGGAGUGCAAACUUGUACAGCAACUUGUGCAGAAAUCAGUGUGAUAUAGUUCCUUAGGAUGUUGGGAAUUUGUCUACUUUCAGAUACAGAUUCUUGAGCAUUUGCUCAAAUAAUUCUACAUCCUACCAAAGAGAAACUUGCUCAUGUUUAUUGCUGUUAUGUUCAUAGUAGCCAGAAAUUGAAAAACACCUUAGAUGUUCAUCAACUAAUGAAUGCAUUAUAAAAUAUAGUACAUUUACACAAUGGGAUAUUAGUCAGAUGUUAAUAAAAAUGAAAUUAUGAAAUUCACAAGUAAAUAGAUGAAGUUAGAAAAAUAUCCCGACUAAGAUAACCCAGAUUUCAAAACACAAAUACAUUAUGUAUUGUCAUAGAUGCAGAUGUUAUCCUCUAAGCCUCUGAUUAGAUAGGCAUGCUAUAAUCUCUAUAUCUGUUAUAUGGUAAGGGGCAAGGGAAGGAUCUACUAAGGAAAGAGAAAUAGAAUAUGUAGUUAUAGGGGAACAGUAGGGAGACUAGAACAGAAGAAUUAACAGGGUGAGGGAUAGAAGAGAAAGGCAAAGAAAGGACUAUGAGGAGGGUCAAUUAACACUAAAGGCCAUUUGAAAAACCAUAUGAAAACCUACGACUGUAGAAGCUUCCUAAAAUAUAUAUGUACAUAAGAAGAACCUAAAUGGAGUCACACAUAGGUAAAGACAAUGCUCCAACUGAACUCUUUUUCUUUUUUUUUAAAUUUUCUUUUAUUUACAUUUCGAAUGUUAUCCCCUUUUCUGGUUUCCCCUCCUGAAACCCCCUAUCCCAUCACCCCUCAUUCUGCUUCUAUGAGGGUGCUCCCCCACCCACCCACCCACCACCUCCU